AUGUCUGUGACUGCCUUUUGUGUGUAUUUUGUGUGUUUGUGUAGUUUGGUCAGGACUCAGGUGAUACCCAGCAAGUCUAGAACUAACGAUGGAGAUUAUAACAACGUGAAUACAGACGGAUCUUUUGAUUUUGGGUACAAAAAUAAUGACCGAGGGGGCAGUUACCACCUUGCAAGGGGUAACCAGAACGGGGUGGUAGGCGGUCGUUUCGGUUCAAGGGACCCUGCCACUGACACUAUAAAGGAGACCGUUUACACUGCUGGACCUAGAGGGUUUCGCGCAAAAGGUCCUAAUGUGCACAGAAAAAUGGACCUAGAUCAACGACCUCGUGGACCCAUUGGGAAUAAAGACGAUCCCUAUUUCGACCCAAACGAGGAUCCAAGUUAUUCUUAUAAAUUUGAUACGAGAACGUAUUCUAAAAACGAGAACGCUGAUAGUAGGGGCGAUGUUAAAGGUCACUACUCCUUUGUGGACGACGUGGGUGAGCGGCAUGAUGUUUCGUACGUUGCGGGACGAGACACUGGAUUCCAUGUAUCUUCUUCGCACCCCGAUAGUCCGAGCGUGAUUGGAUCACCGUUCCACAGGGCACCUCUUGUGCGAGGAGAGAGCCGACCUAGAGGUCGUACCGCUGUCCAAAGAGGCUUAGAUGGAUCUUACAGAUUUAUAUCAGCAGGACCAGAUCAAAGGAGGUCAGAAAGCAGUGAUUCUCAAGGCAAUGUCAGAGGGUCCUAUUCAUUUUUAGACGACAAGGGCGUUCAAAGAACGGUGCACUAUAUAGCUGGCCCCGGAAUUGGUUACCGCAUUGUCAAAAAUAAUAAUGAUCCUUUCAUUCCUUCUUUCUUCCCAACCAUACCGAGUGCCUAUGAUCCUGAUUUUGUAAACGGCGCCAUUGGACCGAGUGUAUCUAGCUACACUCCACAUGAUACUAGCGAUGAUGUAUUUAAAGGUCCAGAUGGUUCAGCAGCAUCAGGGCAUGUAAAACCGCCACCUUUUUCCACCGCUGAUAAAGACAGGCCUAGCAACACGCUUGAUAUCAACUCUGUACCUAGUAGUAACUCUGACGAUGGACCAGGUGAUAAUUUCAACAAGGAAUCAGCAAAUGAAGACGCGAGUGUCGUUGAUGAGGACGCAUCAAGUUACGGAGGGUCCCAGCCUACUAAAGGACCAGGCAAACCAUGGCGUCCUACAAGCAAGCCAUUAAGGCCGGCGAAGAAACCUUAUGUGCCUCUUAGACCUUCACAGGACACCAACAAUAAAGACGAUCACGCAGUAGAAUUUGAUGCUGAGAAAGACAACAAUAACACACCUGAACUUGGUGUAGGAUACAAUAUACAUCAUACAAAACCAGGCACUACAAUAAUUAAGAACAUAGGUGAGAAUUACUUCGGCAUACCGCCAGGUGUAUCUGUCAGAGCUCAUGUCCAAAGCAUUGAUUUGUAUCCCUUUGGCUCUAAGCCUGUAUCACCAUCAGAAGCCUUAGAAAACGACAAAACAUAA
Molecule: messenger RNA, 1497 nt
Organism: Parnassius mnemosyne (clouded apollo)
Lineage: Eukaryota; Metazoa; Arthropoda; Insecta; Lepidoptera; Papilionidae
Source: the annotation of a GenBank genome assembly